GGAAGCCUGGAGAAACAAGGCAACCAUGGGGAAGUCCAACAGCAAACUCAAGUCUGAGGUGGUGGAAGAAUUAACCAGGAAGACCUACUUCACAGAGAAAGAAGUGCAGCAAUGGUACAAGGGCUUUAUAAAGGACUGUCCCAGCGGUCAGCUAGAUGCUGCAGGCUUCCAAAAAAUCUACAAACAGUUCUUCCCUUUUGGGGACCCCACGAAGUUUGCUUCUUUUGUCUUCAAUGUCUUUGAUGAGAACAAGGAUGGACGUAUUGAGUUCUCAGAAUUCAUCCAGGCUCUGUCUGUUACUUCACGUGGGACUCUGGAUGAGAAACUGAGAUGGGCUUUUAAGCUCUACGAUCUCGAUAACGAUGGUUACAUCACCAGAGAUGAGAUGCUGAACAUUGUCGAUGCCAUAUAUCAGAUGGUGGGGAACACAGUGGAAUUACCUGAGGAGGAGAACACGCCAGAAAAACGUGUGGAUCGUAUUUUUGCUAUGAUGGACAAGAAUGCUGAUGGGAAACUGACUCUGCAGGAAUUUCAAGAAGGAUCCAAAGCGGACCCCUCCAUUGUACAAGCUCUCUCCCUCUACGAUGGACUAGUAUAGUAACUGCUGGAGUGGAAUAUAAAGGGCUGCCAAAGGGUCCAGUGCUAUCAGAACCUGCCAUUAGAGGAAGGAGAGCC
Molecule: messenger RNA, 675 nt
Organism: Chanos chanos (milkfish)
Lineage: Eukaryota; Metazoa; Chordata; Actinopteri; Gonorynchiformes; Chanidae
Gene: ncs1b
Product: neuronal calcium sensor 1b
Exons: 8
Coding region: 26-598 (190 amino acids)
Molecular function (GO): calcium sensitive guanylate cyclase activator activity; calcium ion binding
Source: RefSeq, a predicted model, not a curated record